AAGCAGUGAGUAGACUCAGCAUUGCUAAGAGGGAAAUAUAUGUUAAUCUGAAAUAAUGGGCAAGAAACAGAAAAAUAAAGGAGAUGACGGUGCCAAAGAUGAUGGCGUUGACAUCGAUGCAUUAGCAGCUGAAAUUGAAGGAGCUGGUGCAGCCAAGGACCAGAGCAAAGGAAAGAGCAAGAAAAAGAAGGCAGGAAAGAAAGACGACUUUGAUGAGGAUGACAUUCUCAAAGAACUGGAGGAAUUAUCAAUCGAAGCUCAAGAUGGAAAAUCUAAAGAACCAGCAAAGAAAUCGGACUCUAUAGAGGACACAGAAGCUGAGCCUGCACCAACUAAGGCAGAAAAGAAAAAAACAAGAAAAGGCAAGCGUGAGGAAAAUGAGGGUGAGGAAACUCAGAGUAAAGACGACAUGGAAAACGAAAGUUCGGACAAAAUCAAGAAAGCGGUGGCGGCUCCCGCUGCUGCUCCUGCUGCUUCGGAAUCUGACGAUGAGGCGUCACGACCCUUGCGCAAAGCCAAGGGCGCCAAAAAGGCCACGUCUGACUCUGAAGAUGACGAUGAGGAUGAACAAACGAAAAAAGCAGAAGCAGUUGACGAUGAGUCAGACGAUGACUCCCAGGCCGCCCGCAAACAGAAGAAAAAGGGAAAAGCAAAAGCAAAGCCGGAAAGUGACAACGACGAUGGUGGAGAUAACGAUGGCACCUUCAAAAUGAAGACCGCGGCUCAAAAGAAGGCAGAAAAGAAGGAAAGAGAGAAGAAGAAGAAGGAGGAGGAGAGAGCAAAGUUGAAAGCCAAAAAGGAGAAAGAGGAGGAGGCUACUAAGAAGGAUACAAGCAAGACUCAAACAAAAGGUGCUGCAGCGCCCAUCCCAGAAACGAUAAAAGUAGAACCGGAGGAGCAGGAAGCAGCUGAUGACCAAGGCGAAGAUGAUGAGGGUGACAAAAAGAAGAAGGACAAGAAGAAGAAGAAGGGAGAGAAGGAGGAAAAGGAGAAAAAGAAAGGUCCAAGCAAAGCCACAGUGAAGGCCAUGCAGGAAGCUUUGGCUCGGAUGAAGGAGGAGGAGGAGAGAGCCAAAAGAGAGGAGGAGGAAAGGGAGAGACGUCUGGCAGAACUGGAGGCUCAAAGGCUUGAACAGGAGCGACUGGAAGCCGAAAGGAAGGAGAAGAAAAAGCAGAAGGACAAAGAAAGAAAGGAAAGGUUAAAGAAAGAGGGUAAGCUGCUUACCAAGGCCCAAAAGGAGGCUCGAGCUCGAGCCGAGGCCACACUGCGUGCGCUGCAGGCCCAAGGUGUAGAAGUGCCUACCAAAGACUCCAUGCCAAAAAAGAGGCCAGUUUACUCUGACAAAAGAAAGAGGAAGCCAACAUCACAAACAGAAGAAGUGACAUCACCUACGUCAGAGGUGGCUGACCCACUCGCCACUGAGAUGCAAGUGGACACUCACAUAGAAAAAACUGUUCCUGCAGAGGCAGAGGCAAAGGCAGAGGCAAAAGAUGAGAACGCUGACAUCGAUGACUGGGAAGCCAUUGCCAGCGAUGAGGAAAAAGAGCUGAAGAAGGUCCACAUUGAGGUGAAGGUGACAGCAGUUCCUCAGCCAGCUCGCAAACCCUCUUCGGCUGAGGCUGAAAAUGUUAGCGAAGAGGAGGAAGACGAAGAUGAGGAGGACGAGGAAGAUGAAGAGGAUGAAGAUGAGGAGGACGAAGAGGAAAGUGAGGAGGAACAGGUGGAGGACAAAGAAAAUCGGACGCCUAAAAAGAGCAAAAAAGAAGAGAGCUCCGAAUCCAGCAGCGAGAGUGAUUCAGAUGACGAGCGCACUAAAGAGGAAAAGCUUUAUGACAAGGCCAAGAGAAGAAUAGAGAAACGGAGACACGAGAAUAUAAAAAACAUCAAUUUGGAUAAACUCAGAGCUCCUGUGGUCUGUGUACUUGGCCAUGUAGACACAGGAAAGACUAAAAUCCUUGACAAGCUGCGACAUACAAACGUACAGGAUGGCGAGGCAGGUGGAAUCACUCAACAGAUCGGUGCCACAAACGUUCCCUUAGAUGCAAUCAUCGAGCAAACCAAGAUGGUGAAAAACUUUGAAAGGGAGACUAUGAAGAUUCCAGGUAUGCUGAUUAUUGACACACCAGGGCACGAGUCCUUCAGCAAUUUGAGAAACAGGGGUAGCUCCCUGUGUGACAUCGCUAUCCUGGUAGUGGACAUUAUGCAUGGAUUGGAGCCGCAGACACUUGAGUCCAUUAACCUGCUAAAAGAGAAGAAGUGUCCCUUCAUUGUGGCCCUCAACAAGGUUGACCGUCUGUACGACUGGAAGAGGAGUCCAGACACAGACGUGGUAGCUACUCUGAAGAAGCAAAAGAAAAACACAAAGGACGAGUUUGAUCAACGAACCAAAGAAGUUAUUGUCGAAUUCGCUCAGCAGGGUUUGAAUGCUGCUUUGUUCUAUGAGAACAAGGACCCUCGCACCUUUGUGUCUCUAGUACCCACAUCUGCCCAUUCAGGUGACGGCAUGGGUAACUUGAUUGCUCUACUCGUGGAGCUCACCCAGACUCUGCUGGCACGCAGAUUGGCCCACUGCGACGAGCUCCGUGCUCAGGUCAUGGAGGUGAAAGCUUUGCCUGGUAUGGGCACCACAAUCGAUGUGAUCCUGAUUAACGGGUGUUUACGAGAGGGCGAGACCAUCAUUGUGCCAGGUGUGGAGGGACCUAUAGUCACCCAAAUUAGAGGCCUCCUACUGCCACCGCCCCUUAAAGAGCUUCGUGUCAAGAAUCAGUAUGAGAAGCACAAGGAGGUGAACACAGCUCAGGGAGUAAAGAUCCUUGGAAAGGAUUUGGAGAAAACUCUAGCAGGACUGCCACUGCUCGUGGCCCAUAAAGAGGAUGAGAUUCCUGUACUGAGGGAUGAGCUGAUCCGGGAGCUGAAGCAGACACUGAAUGCGAUAAAACUGGAGGAGAAGGGUGUAUAUGUACAGGCCUCCACUCUGGGUUCACUGGAAGCUCUGCUGGAAUUCUUACGCACAUCCAAAGUGCCUUAUGCUGGCAUUAAUAUUGGUCCUGUCCAUAAGAAAGAUGUCAUGAAGGCAUCCACUAUGCUAGAGCAUGACUCACAGUACGCAGUCAUCCUGGCAUUUGAUGUGAAAAUUGAGAGAGACUCUCAGGAAAUGGCUGACAGUCUGGGUGUACGAAUCUUCAGCGCUGAAAUUAUUUACCAUUUGUUUGAUGCCUUUACCAAAUACAGGGAUGACUACAAGAAACAGAAGCAGGAGGAGUUCAAGCACAUAGCAGUGUUCCCCUGUAAGCUGCGUAUCUUGCCUCAGUUUAUCUUUAACUCCAGAGACCCCAUUGUCAUGGGUGUGACUGUAGAAGCUGGUGUACUGAAGACGGGUACUGCACUCUGUGUUCCAAGCAAAGGGUUUGUAGACAUUGGUAUCGUGACGAGUAUCGAGGUGAACCAUAAGUCGGUGGAUACGGCUAAGAAAGGUCAGGAGAUCUGUGUGAAGAUCGAACCUAUUCCCGGAGAGUCGCCCAAGAUGUAUGGCCGACAUUUCGAAGGUGUGGACAUCAUUGUUAGCAAGAUCACUCGUCAGUCCAUCGAUGCUCUGAAAAACUGGUUCAGAGACGAGAUGCAGAAAUCAGACUGGCAGCUCAUCAUGGAGCUAAAGAAGACUUUUGAAAUCAUCUGAGCAUGUGCACAGACUUUAAAACUGAUCUACGUGCUAAGACCCAUACACACACGCACACAAACACACACACACCCUGGGUUUUGCACACUCCUGAAUUCAACCAAGCUAUAUGUGCUAAUGUUCUCCCAGUCAGACUCUCAUCCCCAGACAUGCAGGGGUAAGUGUGGAUGUGUGCAGGUCGAGUCAUGCCCUCUUUUUUUCCCCUCCAUUUUCUUGUAAGUGGUGGAGACUUUAAAAAAAAAAAAAGGACAAAAAAAUAGAAAAAGUGUUUUUCUGUGAGAAACAAACUAUUACCACUGUUUUAAACAGUGACUUGUUAAAGAAACGUUAUUAUAUACACAUUAUUCCAAACGUGCCUGUUCUUUCUGAUUCAUCACUUAUUUUCCCUGUUCUGAGUGUGCAGCUGCUUUAAACAGGGUCAACCCAAAUGCUAACAUUUGUAGCUGUGCAGAAAAGGUACCUGGAACCAAUCAGUGUUUAUUCAAACAGUGCUGAUUGGAUCAUGUUGUAUUGCAGUGGUUAUUAGCGAGGUUAACAUGUUUGAGUUGAGUACUCAGUCGCAGGUCAGUGGCAGUUUGUCAGCUCAGCAUUAACGUCCUGUAAUUUCAAUGAUGCAUCAUUGAAUCUUCACUACAUGACUGAAUUAAGUGUACUAAAACAGUUAAAACCACUGCAGUGUCAGACAAGGAAAGAUUAGGGCAAGGGGCAGGCGCUUACUUACAGUUUGCAGGAUUCCAGAUGAAACCAGGAUUUUAGACUUUUGAAUAUAUUAACUUGACAGUGUUUUUGCCCUUGGAAUGCAGAUUUUAUUCGCAUUUGUGAAAAUGAUCAACACAUUUGAUGCAUCAUGGUUCUCGAAGUUUGCCUUGUGCCUGUUGCUGUCUUUACUGGGAACCAGGUCCUAAAGGCAGUUCUUAAUUUCGGUUUGACUUGUUCAAUUACAAUAAAUUGUGGUUUCAAUUAAUACCAAUAAAGAGACGGCAUAUUUAUACAAUGUUGUAUUUAUUAGUUUGACCUGGAAAUGUUUAUAAAAUCCACACUAAACCUUUGAAA
Trichomycterus rosablanca is the source of this 4729-nucleotide messenger RNA. It is a transcript of the gene eif5b, whose product is annotated as eukaryotic translation initiation factor 5B. The coding region runs from base 56 to 3676 and encodes 1206 amino acids. Gene Ontology annotation, cellular component: cytoplasm; mitochondrion. The record is from RefSeq and is a predicted model, not a curated record. The transcript has 23 exons. Gene Ontology annotation, molecular function: GTPase activity; translation initiation factor activity; GTP binding. Gene Ontology annotation, biological process: translational initiation. Lineage: Eukaryota; Metazoa; Chordata; Actinopteri; Siluriformes; Trichomycteridae.